Molecule: messenger RNA, 990 nt
Organism: Aspergillus ochraceoroseus IBT 24754
Lineage: Eukaryota; Fungi; Ascomycota; Eurotiomycetes; Eurotiales; Aspergillaceae
Product: serine/threonine-protein phosphatase
Exons: 6
Coding region: 1-990 (329 amino acids)
Biological process (GO): mitotic cell cycle; peptidyl-serine dephosphorylation
Cellular component (GO): cytosol
Molecular function (GO): protein serine/threonine phosphatase activity
Source: RefSeq, a predicted model, not a curated record
AUGGAUAAUAACAUGGAAAUCGAUGCGGCGCGUUCGCCAGAACCACACCAUCUGUCCCCGACAACCGACCCCGGUUCCAUCCCCACCCUUGAUGGAUGGAUCGAGAAUUUGAUGAGUUGCAAGCAGCUCGCGGAGGAGGAUGUGCGGAGGUUGUGUGAUCGGGCGCGAGAGGUGCUGCAAGAAGAGUCGAACGUUCAACCUGUGAAAUGCCCUGUAACCGUGUGCGGCGAUAUACACGGCCAAUUUCACGAUCUCAUGGAACUUUUCCGCAUUGGCGGCCCCAACCCAGAUACUAACUAUCUGUUCAUGGGUGAUUAUGUCGACCGUGGCUAUUACUCCGUAGAAACCGUCACACUCCUUGUUUGCCUUAAAAUCCGCUACCCACAGCGCAUCACUAUUCUCCGAGGAAACCACGAGUCUCGCCAGAUUACACAGGUGUACGGGUUUUACGACGAAUGUCUGCGGAAGUACGGCAACGCCAACGUUUGGAAAUACUUUACCGACCUUUUCGAUUACCUACCCCUCACCGCCCUCAUUGAAAACCAGAUUUUCUGUCUGCACGGUGGUCUAAGUCCAUCGAUUGACACUCUAGAUAACAUUCGAUCCCUGGACCGAAUUCAAGAAGUUCCGCACGAGGGACCUAUGUGUGACUUGCUCUGGAGUGACCCCGAUGACCGAUGUGGUUGGGGAAUCUCUCCCCGUGGUGCUGGAUACACAUUCGGGCAGGAUAUCUCCGAGGCAUUCAAUCACAACAAUGGGCUGACACUUGUUGCACGAGCGCAUCAGCUGGUGAUGGAGGGAUAUAAUUGGUCACAGGACCGAAAUGUGGUCACUAUUUUCUCAGCUCCUAAUUACUGCUACCGUUGCGGUAACCAAGCCGCGAUUAUGGAAAUCGACGAGCAUCUGAAGUAUACGUUCUUACAAUUUGACCCUUGCCCACGUGCGGGAGAGCCCAUGGUCUCGAGGCGUACCCCUGAUUAUUUCCUGUGA